This is a messenger RNA of Lactuca sativa (garden lettuce), 830 nucleotides long. RefSeq lists its product as uncharacterized. The record is from RefSeq and is a predicted model, not a curated record. Lineage: Eukaryota; Viridiplantae; Streptophyta; Magnoliopsida; Asterales; Asteraceae.
UAUACACAGAACACCAUAUUCAGGUUCCUAAUACAAACAAUCAAACAUACACAUGGGCAAUUGUUCUUUCAAAGGAUUCGAUGCAUCUCUCGCCCCGAUCCAUGUCAUGACAAGCUCGGGUCAAGUACUAGAGUUUUUUAGUCCAAAACUCGUCUCAGAAGUCGUCAAGGGCUUUCCAAGACACGGGAUUUUCAAAAAAGACCAAUUACUGUCGCCAUUAGAUCACUGUGAGCAACUCAUCGGUGGUCAGUUCUACUAUCUCUUUCCUUUGGCCCCAGAGGAAAGAAACCUUCCUCCGGCACCAGACGAAAGAGACAGAAGGAAUGAAGAAAAUGCGUUGAUUGAAUCGGAGCCAGUAAGAAUGUCGACGAGUGCGGUGGCGUUGCAACUUGUGACGAAGAAGCUGAGUGAUGGGUCGGGAUUUGAAGUGUUGCCUCCGCCUCGAAAGGGUGUAUGGAAGGUGAAAUUAGUGAUUAAUACGAAACAAUUGGAGGAGAUAUUGUCGGAAGAAGUGAACACUGAGGCGUUGAUUGAGCAAAUGCGGGCGGCGGUGGGCUCCACGAAGGUGGUGCCGCGGUGGAGCAAGGGUUAUUGGGGUGUGAAAUUGAAGCCGAUUCUUUGCAAUGUGUUGAAUAAAACGGUGGUUGAUGACGGUUUUUUAUCACCAAAGUCGGUCACUCCAUUGUUGCAGUAGGCAGUAGGGAGGCUAACAUCGAAUGGAACUUCUUAUUCCAAAUUUUAUGUAAUAUCAGUCAUGCUUUCUUCUCUACUGGUUUUCCUUCAAAGGAACCAUAACAGCCUUAAAGCUUACACGAUCCAAGAUUAUAUUA